This is a messenger RNA of Hippocampus zosterae (dwarf seahorse), 842 nucleotides long. It is a transcript of the gene msrb2, whose product is annotated as methionine sulfoxide reductase B2. Gene Ontology annotation, cellular component: cytoplasm. Gene Ontology annotation, biological process: response to oxidative stress; protein repair. Gene Ontology annotation, molecular function: peptide-methionine (R)-S-oxide reductase activity. The record is from RefSeq and is a predicted model, not a curated record. Lineage: Eukaryota; Metazoa; Chordata; Actinopteri; Syngnathiformes; Syngnathidae. The transcript has 5 exons. Bases 211 to 774 code for a protein of 187 amino acids.
UCAUAAACGCUAUCCACCAUAUCUAAAUAUCAAUAAACCUUGUCGGCUUUGGACAUUGGCCAGCAAUUAAAAGGAGCGAACCCAGUCCACUUUGACCUAGAUUGUAGAAAGUUGGACUUUUCCAAAGGGUCACCCGCUUAACAGGCGGGAGCAGCCGGCGGAGGAAGCAGUGCUGCCUUUCAGCGGCGUCGAGACAAAAGACUCGCAAGCAUGUCUCGCCUCGUCGGUCGCAUGGCCGUCGUUUGCAAGCGCUCGCGAGCCGCACCAUCGCUGUCGACGCGGAGCGUGCCGACUUUGCGCCCGGUGCACACAAGUCCAGGCCCGAAAUCUCUCACCCGCUAUAAUGCCACUACGGAUUGGCAAAAGAAACUCUCUCCUGAGCAAUAUGUGGUCACGAGAGAAAGGGGAACUGAGGUGCCCUUUAGCGGGAUAUACCUGAACCACUAUGAAAAGGGGAUGUACCACUGCGUCUGCUGUGAUUCUCCACUCUUCAGCUCGGAAGCCAAGUAUGACUCGGGGACGGGCUGGCCGGCUUUCAAGGAGGCUCACGGCACAUGGGAGCGAGAUGAGAGUCACGCCUCGAUCAUCCGGCGCUCCGACAACAGCCUGGGGAGCGCCAGCGUCGAGGUCAUUUGUAAAAACUGCGAUGCCCACUUGGGCCACAUCUUUGAGGACGGGCCAGACCCGACGGGUCAGCGCUUCUGUAUUAACAGCGCGGCCCUCAACUUUAAACCUCGAGACGACGACCCGCCAGGCAAGAUGGAAGAAAACUGAUACGCCACUUACGGCAAAGUUGCUUUUCGCGUGUCAUUUCCCAGACAACUGACGAGAGAUUUUUGGGG